ACCAACCCUAUAUAUAUGGGGUUUGGGUGGUUGUGUAGAGUGCCUAUCCUACCUAGAAUCAUCAAACCAUCCCCAUUUGACUGGAUCCCAUAUCUGUAUUCUUCAAGAAUCUCUGGUCAGACGAGAAUGGAAGCAGCAGUUUCCCAUGUCAAAGCUGUCUCACCUCCAUCUAUCUAUAGAACCAAAAUCUUGUUUUCUUGUCCUUGUAUUGUCUCCUUUCCAGUUCAAGAUCAUCAAACUUUCCUGCAGAAACAGGGAGUCGUGAGCUGUGGGCGGUUACACAAACUGAAGUGUGCUAAAGAGGGUUCAGUAUCAGAAGUGGAGAAGCAACUGAUGAUGGAGGAAGAGGAGUUGAUUGGGAUAAGGAAACUGAACGACAAGUGCAAAGGGAUUAGUGGGAUAGUUGAGCUGCUGGAGUGCUUGGAAAGAGAAGCAAUAAUGGGGGAAGAUGAGGGAAGAGAGCCCACUGACUACAACAGGAGGGCGCAGAUUUUUGACAAGAGUUCCAGAGUUUUCCAGGCGCUUAAACAGAGCACUUCUGCUCAUUAACUCUUAAUUAGUUUUCUUCUCUUCUGUCUGUGUGCUUCACGUGUAUGAUUUGAUGCAAGAUGUGUUGGUUUUCAGGUCAAGUAGCCUGUAAUAGUGGAAUAUGUGGAUAAUGUGUAACUGUAAUUUCGUCUUUGCCUACAAGAAGAAGCGGUUCAACUCCAGCUUUCUAUGUGUUA
Messenger RNA from Sesamum indicum (sesame), 725 nucleotides. The record is from RefSeq and is a predicted model, not a curated record. NCBI's taxonomy places the organism in Eukaryota, Viridiplantae, Streptophyta, Magnoliopsida, Lamiales, Pedaliaceae.